Messenger RNA from Thalassophryne amazonica, 1351 nucleotides. It is a transcript of the gene slc26a11, whose product is annotated as solute carrier family 26 member 11. Bases 171 to 1319 code for a protein of 382 amino acids. Gene Ontology annotation, cellular component: membrane. Gene Ontology annotation, molecular function: secondary active sulfate transmembrane transporter activity. Gene Ontology annotation, biological process: transmembrane transport. The record is from RefSeq and is a predicted model, not a curated record. Lineage: Eukaryota; Metazoa; Chordata; Actinopteri; Batrachoidiformes; Batrachoididae. The transcript is spliced from 8 exons.
AAACACAUUAUCUUUAUCGUCAGGACGACAGGCUCUUGGACAGUCAGGUGACCUCCAGCGGACGGAACUUAGUGACGUCACAUUGAGGAAGUGGGGGUUUUUUCCAAUGAAUUUGCAGCAACAAAAAUCAUAGCUGAAGAGAAGAAUAAAGACUAAAGAAGGAUUUUACGAUGGACCGACCUCUCCUGGGAAGAGCGUGGACCUGGCACCGGUGCUCCUAUGCCACAUUUGAGGCCUGGCUGCCCAUCUUGACCUGGUUACCAAAGUACAACCUGAGGUGGCUUCAGAUGGACGUGCUGGCAGGCCUCACUGUUGGACUAACGACUGUGCCGCAGGCGCUGGCUUAUGCCGAAGUAGCAGGACUUCCUGUACAAUACGGACUCUACUCCGCCUUCAUAGGGGGAUUCAUCUACACCCUCCUGGGUACCUCCAAGGAUGUGACUCUGGGACCGACGGCCAUCAUGUCUCUGCUGUGUUUCUCAGUGGUGGGCGGGAAGCCAAACCGGGCAGUUCUUCUGAGCCUCCUGUGUGGACUCGUCCAGGCUGCGAUGGCGUUGCUGAGAUUAGGCUUCCUGCUGGACUUCAUCUCCUUCCCAGUCAUCAAAGGGUUCACGUGUGCUGCUGCAGUAACCAUCGGCUUUGGCCAGGUCAAAAAUAUUUUGGGACUCCAAGGUGUUCCACCAGAGUUCUUUCCAGAAGUCUACUCCACCUUCUCCAAGAUCUCAGAAGCCAGGGUCGGUGACACGGUUCUGGGUCUGCUGUGUCUCGCUCUGCUCAUCAUGUUGAUGUGCAUGAAGACCAGUUUGGGCUCUGGAUUACAGGACAAUUCCACCUAUUCCAGAUUCUCCAGGAAACUGGUUUGGACUGCAGCUACCAUGCGAAACGCGCUGGUGGUUGUCGCUGCAACGUGUACAGCUUUUUCCUGGGAUCUUUCUGGUCAUCAUGUGUUCACAAUCACUGGGAAAACAUCCCAGGGGCCCCCGCCCUUCAGACCUCCACCCACUUCAGACACCACAGCCAACGGCACCGUGGUUCCCUUUGGAGACCUUGUAAAGGACUUUGGAGGAGGACUGGCUCUGAUUCCCUUCAUGGGUCUGUUGGAGAGCAUUGCUAUCGCGAAAGCUUUUGCCAGUCAGAACGACUACAGGAUCAACGCCAACCAGGAGCUCUUAGCAAUUGGUGCCACCAACAUCCUGGGUUCCUUCGUGUCGGCGUAUCCGGUCACCGGCAGCUUUGGCAGGUUUGUGUGUGCUCACACACUCCGGUCCGUAAGUAUUUGGACAGAGUUUUGUCUCUGUGCUCCAUCACAAUGGAGUUAAAAAGAAACAAUCCAGAUGCCAACAUUCAGCUU